ACGGAAAAGCCGUUUGAGAGCGCGACAAUGCUCCCGCUUACAGCGCGAGCACCGGAACUGUGAUGCGCACGAGCCCGUCCUCCUCCUCGGUGUUCACGCGAGCCUCUCGGUCUGACCCGUGUGCGCUGGGGCUUUUAUGGACUCCGUCUGAUUGUUUGUGUUUAUCUGCUUGUUGUGGCGCGGAUCCGGAGCGUUACCGCGGACACCGUUCCUCACACCGCGAGCGGCCAGUGCGUCGUGGCCGUGAGGGGACGCGCCACAGCAGCGGUCCAGCCACAGCGGCGAGCUUACGGAGCCGCGUGCGUGUGUGUGUCUCCCACGCAGCGCGAGAGCAGUGUCCCCUCUGAGUACCACUCAUCCCCGCUUCAGACAUGAGCUCCUAUUUCGUCAACUCGCUCUUUUCCAAGUAUAAAAGCGGCGACUCUUUACGCCCCAACUACUACGAGUGCGGCUUCGCGCAGGACCUCGCUGGAAGCCGGCCCACUGUGGUCUACGGCCCCGGCUCUGGGGCCACCUUUCAGCAUGCCCCGCAGAUCCAGGACUUCUACCAUCACAGCGCCUCGACGCUGCCCAGCAACCCCUACCAACAGAGCCCCUGCGCGGUCACAUGUCACGGUGAGCCCGGUAACUUCUACGGAUACGAUGCGCUCCAGCGGCAGACACUAUUCGGGGCUCAAGACGCGGACCUGGUCCAGUACAGCGACUGCAAACUCGGAGGCGCGCCGGGACUUGGAGCAGACGACGGGGAUGGGACCGACCAAAGCCCGUCACCCACGCAGCUUUUCCCGUGGAUGAGACCUCAAGUAGCGGCGGGUCGGAGGCGGGGCAGGCAGACGUACAGCCGCUACCAGACGCUGGAGCUGGAGAAGGAGUUCCUGUUCAACCCGUACCUGACCCGCAAGCGCCGCAUCGAGGUGUCGCACGCCCUCGCCCUCACCGAGCGCCAGGUGAAGAUCUGGUUCCAGAACCGCCGCAUGAAGUGGAAGAAGGAGAACAACAAGGACAAGUUCCCCAGUAGCAAGAGCGAACAGGAGGCCGUGGAGAGGGAGCGGCGCGAGAAGGAGCUGAGGGAUGGAGGAGGAGGGGGGAGUGGGGGAGGAGGGGCGGUGGCUGGGGGGUCCACCGCAGGAGGAGGAGCAGCGGGAGGGGGAGGAGGGGGAGGGGGAGGAGGUCAGGGAGCGACCGGUGCACAGGCGUCAGGGAGCGACGAUUGCUGCGAUAAGAGCCACAAGCAGAUGUAA
This is a messenger RNA of Periophthalmus magnuspinnatus, 1241 nucleotides long. RefSeq names its product homeobox protein Hox-B8a. Gene Ontology annotation, molecular function: RNA polymerase II transcription regulatory region sequence-specific DNA binding; DNA-binding transcription factor activity, RNA polymerase II-specific. Gene Ontology annotation, cellular component: nucleus. NCBI's taxonomy places the organism in Eukaryota, Metazoa, Chordata, Actinopteri, Gobiiformes, Gobiidae. The record is from RefSeq and is a predicted model, not a curated record. The coding region runs from base 372 to 1241 and encodes 289 amino acids. The transcript has 2 exons. Gene Ontology annotation, biological process: regulation of transcription by RNA polymerase II.